GUAUCACUCUCCUUCAAACAUAGUCAGAGAAAAACAGCGCUUCUUGUCUAAAAACCAGAGAUAGAUUGAGUUGAGAAAAAUAUAAGAAAGAAUGGAUCAAAUGGUGGUAGGCUCUCACGUGUACCCCUACACGACACAAACACAAGGUUCACAGUGCAUCAUCGUUAACCAGAUCGAUAGAUCAUUGUCAUCAGGCGAAGGACCUAAACCGGUGAAGCGGCGGAGGAAGAGGAAAGGCAAAGGGUCGUCAGCCACCAACGAAGAUGACGUGGCGGCGAUUGGAGGGAUGCUGAGGAAGAGGAAGUUGACCGAUGAGCAAGUGAAUAUGCUCGAAUAUAGCUUCGAGAACGAGCACAAGCUCGAGUCAGGGAGGAAAGAGAAGAUCGCCGGAGAGCUAGGUCUUGACCCGAGACAGGUGGCUGUUUGGUUCCAGAAUCGCCGUGCACGGUGGAAGAACAAGAAACUCGAGGAAGAGUACGCUAAACUCAAAAGCCAACACGACACCGUCGUCCUCGGCCAAUGUCAUCUCGAGGUUCAGGUAUUAAAACUGACAGAACAACUGAGUGAAGCUCAAAAUGAAAUUCGAAAACUUUCGGAAAGACUUGAAGAGAUGUCAACAAACAGCUCAAGUUCAUCGCUUUCUGUUGAGGCCAACGAUGCACCAAUUGAUUUCGAGUUUGCACCGGAAACUAAUUACAACAUCCCAUUUUACAUGUUAGAUAAUAAUUAUUUACAAAGCAUGGAGUACUGGGAUCGCUUGUAUGUAUAAUUUUAACAACUUUAUAUUUAUAGUUUAUGGUUGAGAGAGCAUGUUAUAAUUUAUGUAAAAAUAGAUGCUGGAAA
Molecule: messenger RNA, 843 nt
Organism: Eutrema salsugineum
Lineage: Eukaryota; Viridiplantae; Streptophyta; Magnoliopsida; Brassicales; Brassicaceae
Product: homeobox-leucine zipper protein ATHB-53
Exons: 2
Coding region: 92-769 (225 amino acids)
Biological process (GO): positive regulation of DNA-templated transcription
Cellular component (GO): nucleus
Molecular function (GO): sequence-specific DNA binding; DNA-binding transcription factor activity, RNA polymerase II-specific
Source: RefSeq, a predicted model, not a curated record